Messenger RNA from Guillardia theta CCMP2712, 645 nucleotides. RefSeq lists its product as hypothetical. The record is from RefSeq and is a predicted model, not a curated record. The annotation marks the transcript as partial. Gene Ontology annotation, biological process: protein phosphorylation. Gene Ontology annotation, molecular function: protein kinase activity; ATP binding. NCBI's taxonomy places the organism in Eukaryota, Cryptophyceae, Pyrenomonadales, Geminigeraceae. The transcript has 2 exons.
CUCGACCUGCUGGGCUCUGGCAACUUCGGGUCUGUGUACAAGGCGAGAACAACCUUCCGGGCGUCAGAGGGAGCUAAGAUAACCUGCGUCGUCAAGAAGGUCAAAGUCGACUUGGAGCAUGAUAUCAACGAUGCCAGCGAGGCGCUGCAGGAGGUGAAGAGCUUGAUCAAGCUGGACUCUCACCCGUUCAUCGUCGCCUACAUGGACGUCUGGCUGCACCGAGACAACCCGGCCAACGCCUUCAUCCCCCCUACAACAGAGUUGUGCUUGAUGAUGGAGUUCUGUCCCAACGGGGACUUGUUCGACCGCCUUGAGAAGUUGAGGGAGAGCGAGGGUGACGAGGCUGAGAAGUUGACCGUGAACAAGAUCAUGACAUGGUUUGCUCAGCUCACUGAUGCUGUCCAAUUCUUCCACAGCAAAGGCAUCACGCACUGCGACCUCAAGCUCGAGAACAUCUUCUUGACGGAGGACGACAACGUCAAGGUCGGAGACUUUGGCCUCUCCCUGCAGCGACCGGAUGUGGACAUGUGGGGGUCGACAAACAUGAGCUCUCGAGGUACCCCGGACUACAUGGCGCCGGAGUGCUGGCACGACAACUCCAAGUACACGUCCAAGGUGGAUGUCUGGAGUGUCGGGGUGAUCCUG